ACGACACCAAGAGGACCCCAACAUCCGCAGGUUGAUAAACGACAGCAUCCUUCUCGUUAUAGUGCAUAUCCCGGUGAGAUACCUGGCGAGGAUAGGUGUUCUGUGAAUGAUGCUGAAGUUGCCAGACUGUCGAUCUUAGAUCCUCUCAUCGCUCAAAGGAUUAUGGUCGCCAGGCGUGCAGAAGUCAGGGAGAGCCGUAACAGCCGUGUCGCUCAAUCAAUCUUGUUUGAUGAAAACCAUGGGGUCAGCAACGAACACCUUGAUGAUGGAGGUUUGCACCAAAAGAGCGACCCCACUCGGGAUACCAGUAUCAGUAAGACUUCAACUGUUCACUCGUCCCAGGAGAGGAUGUCCACGAGGAGGGAGAGGUCUAAUUCGCGCGUGAGCGCACAUCGUCGGCAUUUUGCGCCUUUCGACGAUGAAGGCGCAGGCGAUGCUGCGAUGGGUAUGGAACACGGACGAAUUGUGACGCGUAACUCGCAGCUUUUUCGUCAGUCGCUUAACUCGCAGCUCGAGGAGCCCGCAGAGGCUGUCCCGAUGCCGUAUGGCUUCGGUGUGGACUUGGAAGAUCGUCCCGAAAGCCACUUCUUCUUCCAACUUGGGGCUCGCGAUGCAGAGGACAUCUGUACUCGACGAGAUGAAGUGGACCAGGACGCUCACCCCCGAAGAUCAAGUGCGCUCAAGAAUUCCGCUUUGUCGUCCUAUGUCAGUCGCAUACGACAGAGCAGCGCUCAGCAGGCCAAAAAGAAAGUGGAGCAUGCAAAUCGGAUUGACUCCAUCGCAUCGAGAAGAAAACCGUACUCGUCUUCGUCUAAAUCUAGGAUAAGUGUGUUUGGGGAUAUCAGCGUGAAGAAUGUAGGCGCAGGAAGUCCAUGCUUGCAGAUCCUAGAUUCGGCCUCUUUCCAACCUUUAUCGAACACCACUAGAAGCGGCUGGCUGUGGGGUCUAGAGUAGGCAGCUCAUUGCUUGGAUUCUAGUGCGGCGGCGCCCGGUGGGCACAUAAUUAGUAUGCUACUUGAAGGGGCGCGCCGCUCUGUCGUGGGUCUUAGGCUGACAGCCCAGGUCGUUUCCUCUUGUGUGCUGACUUUGCUGAUUGGGCGCGCCCGUCGCUGGCAAAUGGGAGCCCGUUUCGCUGUGACUGGCCGGGCCUGUGGGUGAGGUGUGCCCCUUUCUUUUUGCGAAUUGCAUUGAGCGAAGUGCGUGGGAUCAGCUUCUCAUGGAAAGCGCCACGAGCGGAGUGCGCCUUCUUUGUGUCCCGCAGAGUUUGCCAGUCGGUCGGGGUUGCCUUUCUUGAGGUGCUUUGUUUCGUGCGCUAGGUGCCGCCCUCCGUUUGGUGUUGCCAGCCUGCGACGUGCAGCGAGCUUCGAGAGCUUCAGCGCGUCUUCUGCUGCCGCGCCACAGUGUGUUGCCGGGGUGCGGAUGCUGCUCGCUCGGCGCGAUGUUUUCGGCGCUCGGUAACUCACUUUAGCCCCGGCGUUGGUCGCUGGCUAGAGCUAGGGACGAGAAGCAGUGCGCCUCUUUGUAGCAGGACACGCGUCGCCAGCAUUAAUCGCACAGGGUGGAUGCGCCAGCUGGCGGGCCGCGGUGCGUGUUCUUGUUCUACGUAAGCUCUUCUUUCAAGGGUUGUGUGUUGGGCUCGGCUUCGUUCGGUUGCUUUGCACGCCUGCUACGGAUUUCGGGGCUUCGUGCCCAUGCUUGGAAUUGGAUCCAUGUCUGGACCCAUGCGGCAUGGUCAGAAAAGGGCCACUUUUCGGAAAUCGGUAGUCUUUUUUUUUAUGCUCAAAAUCGUCCACGGCUGUUGGUAGGGAGGACUCGCUUCCUCGCCUGGUGUGGUCGUUUUUGCCUAACGGUGUUUGGGCGCAUGUCUGGGCCCAUGUGGAUGGCCUGAAAAAUGCGAGAGUUCUGAUUUUUCAGGAAGCAAAAAAACCAGGCCAGAAGCCGCCACAAACAUGGGUGGCGGACGUAAGCGCAACCGCAUCAAAGGAAAUAAGAUAGAAGAGGAGUGGGCCCAAGCUCUUCUUCCUAAGGUGCCUCCUCCUCCGUGCCCGCAAGGGGUAGGCCUAGGCGCUGUCCGUGUCCGUCGGGGCUCUGGGAGGCGGUGCGCCUCUUGUGCGUGAAGGCGUUGGUGAGCGGCAGGCGCGCACCCCUCUCAGGUGUAAAGGCGUCACUUGCAGAGCGAGGGCGCCAGGUCUCAGCGCUCCCUUUGUGGGGUACUUAGGUCCGCCAUGCGUCGGCCACGAAUCAACACGAAUCGCCUGACUCGUGGCAGGCAUAGUCUGUCGCAGAGGUUUGCCGGCGUGGCUGCUGAUGCUGGCGGUGGCGCCAUGCAGCGCACUCUGAUGGAGACAGAUGGGCUUUCCUCGUUCAUGAAGUGGCCCCGAGUCAGUUGAUUCGGGCGGGGGCGCUCCUUUCUUUGCUGGAACAUGAAGCAAGAGGGAAGUGACGAGUCAAAUGAUUCGUGGAGCCUUUCAGGGAUCACCUGUAAGGCCCUCGCGAAUCGUUUGACUCGUGAGGUGCGUCAUCUGUUUAUGCAUGAAGCGGAUGGGCAGACUCUCUAUUCAUUUCUAUCGCGCUCCACUCCAUUGCGGGCUUCUUUGCUUUGUGCUUUUUCGUGCGUUUUAAAGUCGGACAGUUUACAGACGCUGGACGCGCUGGGUGGCUGGGCGGGCACGCUGGGCGGGCGCUUGGGUGACGCUUAGCGGACUUGAGGCCAGGGCCACGCAUUGGGCACGCCGAGGCCGAUCCCACGCGGCCGAUUUAUUUGUGCCUCGGGGGUGCGGUGCUGCGCGUCCCCUGAGCACAAACAAAGGCCCUCAAGGUUCGGGCAGCGCUGGCGCAGUGCUGCGCCAGUUUGCGCAGUGGCGGCUUGCGUUUGCUCUGUGGCUGUGCAGGCCUGCGCUGCGUUGUGCUGCACUGCGCUGCCUGGUGCAAUGCUGCGCCGCUCCUGUGCAGAGCGGGCUUGGCGGUUGCGUAAUUCGCCAGCGCCGUUGGCUUACGCUAGACUAGCACUGCUGGGGGGAUUUUAUCUCGGGCGGGCGCCUGUAGGGCGUGCCGCCUUUUGAGGCCCUUGGCGUCACGCUGGGUGGACGCUUCUUUGGCGCAGAUGAAUUCGGCACAGCUGGCGCAAUCGGGUGGCUCAGCGGCCCAGCGUGCCAAGGAAGCCCAGCCAUCUUCACAUCGGGAAUGAGCUGCUCGAUAUAUGCGAGGCGCUCCUCAUGUGUCAUGAGGUCACACCUUUGCGUUUGCUGUUGCUCGUUUUACACUAUAAUAUAUAAGUACUUAUAUGAUACAGCUACAGGGACGCACGGGCACGGCCCCCCAACCUGUGGAUGGCUCUGUGCGUGGUGGCGCUGGCGCGCUCUUUUCGUUCCGCCUUGCUUUUCGCGGAUUCUCGGGGUCGAAGGCGUCAAAACUCGGAGCGGGCGCCCCCUUGUGCUUCUUUGCAGGUUCCUGACAGACGUCGUGGCUUGUGCUGACCCUCCCACGCAGGGAGGAGGCCGCCGGGGUAGAAGGCCGCCGAACCCGAAGGCGGCCACGGUCUCGAGGCUUGGCUUCGUUCUUUUGCUGGGUUGUCCUCACCAAAUGCGCGGCAGGGGCCAGCAGGCUUAUGACCAAGGGCCCGGAACGUACAAGCCAAAGCCACACGGCCCAGGGGGUCAAGCUUUGCGCUUUUUGCUUCCUUCGGAGGCCUUCCAUGCCCGGCACCGUGCUGCUGCGGCGAGAGGCCAGCACGUCGGAAGCCUGCAGGGUACAGGCACGCAGCUAGAAUGGAGUGGAGGAGGCUCCGCGGACUCCUUUGGAAGCCUUCCACGCCUGGCAGACGCCUCCAAGAGGGGCUUGGGGAUCCACGGCCACCCCCUUACGCUAGGCGGGGCCGCUACCUUGCACCCUCGGACAGAUACAAAAAGGGCGGACUCUAGUCAUAACCUUACAAGCAUGGAUGGCUUCCACCUUCAAAAAAGCAGUGCAGGACAAUGAGUGGCAACAAAAUUACUCGAACUCGAGCCCGCCUUGCUGUGCCAUCUCGAGACGGCAAGAACGCAAAGAGGAUUAUUGGAGGACAACAAAAACAAAAUAGCCACGUCGCAGAAGUCAAGGCUGGCGCGCCUUCGAAACAGCCGCUUGCCCCGGAGCAAAACAAGAGUGCCUCUCUGCCGCCGAGAACGCGAACUUCUGCUGCGAGUAUGCACGGCUGCAGCUCUCGGGCUGCUUUGCAAAAGAUCGCCACAGGCACAGGCGUGAUGAGCAUGACGGCAACACCGAACCUAAAGAGAAGUCCAGAAGCGGAAAAAACUGUGGCGAGUUCACCGCCAACAGACCAGGGGUCUUUUCGUCCUGCCCGAAUGCUUCGGCCAAGUGGAAAAAUUGAGGCAGACACAGCGCCGCAACUGAAAGUGCCGCCGCCUACUCCGUAUUCAGUCACCAAGCAGCGAAUGAACACCACUGGCGAGCGAGCGGCAAAGAUGAUUACAACGCCAGUCAAGAACUACGCACAUUCAGGCCGCACUGCCAUUGGCAAAUCGAAAAAAUGCGACGAAGCGCGACCUAUUUUAUCGUCAACGAAGACUAUACUGCCAGGUGGGAAGACGUCAACGGAGAAACCGAGCAACGCACAAUCACCAAAUGAAGAAUUUGAGUCUGCGUGCCUUCGAAUACCACGACCAUCGCCAGUUUUACUCUACUCUCCACCGUCACCGCCGAAAUGCAAAGCCCCGAAGCCAUCGCCUGCAACGGUUUUGAAUCUUCCAGACCGGCAACACAACAAGGACAAAGUCGUGCAUCAAGAACUAGACGCAAAUCGUCAGGGCCAGGAGGAUGACGUCGAGGACUUACUACAACACUCAUCAUUGUCGCCUACAAAUGCCUCUCCUGCUUUGGCUCUUUUCUACAAUGACAACGCGGCGACUUCGGUUGCGAUCAAAAGCGCAAGUCGUCAGGCACGCCAGACUCGUCCGGCUCCUCCAGGUACACUUUUUGCGGGCUUUCGGGCUCAUAGACGCGCCGUGAAUGCCCUCGAAGCCCGACCUGCUGAAGAGAAAGAGGCAGAACUGGCAGAAGCAGCUGCACGAAUGGAGAAUCUUGAGAAAACGUUCUUCGCCCAGGAAAAGGGCACUGUCUGGACACACAGAAACCACCAUCAUCGAAAGCGCGUUUCAGAAGCCCCCCUCUCACCGCAUGAUCGUGACAUUCGACGACAUCGAGAACGCCGUUUGCGCACGCAGACAAAGCUGGAUCACCACAGCAACAAGAUUCGCCGCGCGCCCACUAACUCGUCCAUUUUUGGAAUCUCUGCGGCUGCAUCUGCGAUAACUGGGAGCUCAUCGUCUGCGUCGUCAUCGUCUUCGACUACGCGACCGGCAUCAACGGCCUCGAAGCAAAGAAAACUCGCUGCAGCUUCAACAUCGCGAGCGAAAAUCGGCCUGGAAAAUAUCGAAGCCAUAAACGUCGAAGGUGUCAACAACGUCGUUUAUUCCGAGAACGAUGAUGAACCAUCGUCAUCGUACAGUUCCUCUUCGGCUUAUCCAGAAGAUGGAGAUGGAAUUAAUGCAGCUCAAAAAAUUGUGGCAGACCCUGCGAUGGAGCUCGACUUCGAUCACUAUUUAGCCACUCAUGGAGGAACAGUGGAAAGUCUCUCGCCCUUCGUGCUGGCGAAAAGGUCAUUACCAGCUUCAGAGCGUGCGGUUUUUCGCGAGUCUCCAGCGGGCCGGCGCAUCGAUCACGAUAACCCAGUAGGAAGCUUGCUUAGACGGAAUCAGAAUGUUGAUAACUCACAAAGGUCAGUGGCAUUGGCGACAAGGCAUGAACACGAUUUGCUGUUGGAAUCGCCGCAGUCUUAUGGAUCUUCACGGAUGACGCAUAGCCGAGGAAAAGGAGCCGCAAAGGCAAAUGCUGCUGCAGGUGCCACUAUCUCCUUCCCUCACGGUGACGAGGACGAUCCUAGAAGUCAGCGUGAAAAUGGGGAAGACACUCCACCAGAUGAGUUGGAAGACCGACAGCGCAGCUCUCCUGAAAGCGGCGCUUCAUCGCUCGAUCACGACGAGAGGUUUCCACCGACAGUGAAUUUCGUCACCCCCAUGCGCGAGGACAAGCAGGUAGAGCUAGAUCAGAUGAAACUGCUUUCAGAGACGGAGUUCCGACGCUUGUACGCCGCGUACGCACGAGAGAGGCGGUUACGUGUGCGGUGGUACUGGGUCCGCAACAAUCAGAAUCCUGGUCUCUUGCAACCGAUUUCGUGGGGCGCGGGCAACAAAUCGACGCAGCGAAAAUUGGCGACCACAGAACCAGUCUGGCGUGGCGGAAAGCGAGGACACAUCAACUCGACCGAACACAAUUACAAGAUGAGCGUGUGGAUGGUACAUCACUAUCUAUGUAUCAGUCUUUGCUUGACCUCCGGGACUCACGAUGUAUUAGAAUUUGAUGUAAGCUAACUAUCAUAAACAUUUGAUAGUCCUUGAUAGAGAUAGUCACUGAAUGCGGACUUCUCUAAGUACUUAGUUUUAUGAAGAGUCGUCCCAGCAGCUUGAAUGAAAUGUGUUGAGCUUGAAUUGAAAAUUUCCAACUGCAGCUGUACUUUCACACUUGGGCUGCGGCAGCGCGUCAUAUUCACCUCGCGACGCAGAUUGCUGGUCGCGCUGGUCUGGCACAUCGUGCUGAGCGGGAUCUGUGCAUUUUAGCUUAUUGGCGAGAUUAUGCGGCUCGCAAUGCCCGUGAGUUUCGUGAGCAAGAGGUGACGUUUAUGCGCCGAAAAACACUCGAGUGGUGGCGCAAGCUCGCACCACGAAUGCGCCGAUUGCGCAAGGCCCGGAUCCAACUGAGCGGAUUCCUCAAGUGGAAGAAAACCGUGGAGAAUUUCGUUCGUUGGAGAAUAGCACUAGUCUACGAGAUUCGCGUUCGCGGGUUCUUGGAAAAAGGAGCACGCAGACAAGCAAAAUCGCUGAUGCGGCACUGGCUUUAUGGAGCGCAUCGCGCAAGAUUCUUUGCAGGCGUUGUCUUAGAGCUGUUUCGCAGAAAGCGCGCACUGGAGCUUCAAUGUUGGAACAUAGAGGAUCCUUUCGCGGUUACAAUAGCCGCGACAGCACCUGAAGUCGUACCGCUUAGAAAGCCGCACUUGGAAUACUAUCUGCAAGACUCGCAGGCACCUUCGAAUUCCGCAGCUGCGCGAUGCCGUUACAAC
Amoebophrya sp. A25 is the source of this 7174-nucleotide messenger RNA. NCBI's taxonomy places the organism in Eukaryota, Dinophyceae, Syndiniales, Amoebophryaceae. The record is from the annotation of a GenBank genome assembly.